Molecule: messenger RNA, 1554 nt
Organism: Sander lucioperca (pikeperch)
Lineage: Eukaryota; Metazoa; Chordata; Actinopteri; Perciformes; Percidae
Product: trypsin
Exons: 5
Coding region: 62-895 (277 amino acids)
Biological process (GO): proteolysis
Molecular function (GO): serine-type endopeptidase activity
Source: RefSeq, a predicted model, not a curated record
CGGAAAUAAGAACUAUAAGAAACCUGAGAGUGCAGGUGCAAUGUUUUCCCGUUAAGAUUAGAUGAGUAGCACACAGCCUCACUCACACUGCUCUUCCCAUUGUCUCACUAUGGACCUGCCAUCUUUAUUUCUUUGUAUACUGUUUGAAGUCCUGGCUGUAAACUGUCAAGAGCUGGCACAGGGACGUAUAGUUGGAGGAUACGCACCAGUUCCACAUUCAAUCAAAUACAUUGUGUCCAUACAGACAACCCAGCGUCAGCACUUAUGUGGAGGCUCCUUGAUAAAUAAGUACUGGGUAAUCACAGCAGCACACUGUAACAUUGGGGUAGAGAAAAUGAUGAUCGUAGCAGGAGACUACUCUCUGACCAUCUAUGAGGGAACAGAGCAAGAAAUCCUGCCCCAACUGUUGGUUCCCCACCCGGAGUACAACCGCACCACCACCAACAAUGACAUUAUGCUUAUUAAGCUAAGGGCCCCGGUGUAUCUGAACAGCUACGUCUCCAUCGCUCUGCUGCCCCGACAGGGGGCCUCCGUGGCGGAGGGCAGAGUGUGUCGAGUGUCAGGCUGGGGAUAUACCAGCCCCAGUGGAGGCCAGAUCCCCUCCACCCUCCGCACCAUCACGCUGCCCAUCGUCUCCACAGAAAAAUGCAACAGCAGUGAGUCCUUUAACGGCAACAUCACAGAAAACAUGCUCUGCGCUGGUUUCAGUACUGGUGGAAAGGAUGCCUGUCAGGGGGACUCUGGGGGCCCACUAGUAUGUGAGGGCCGGGUCUAUGGUUUGGUGUCCUGGGGGAGAGGAUGUGCUGAUGCACAGUUUCCUGGAGUCUACACCGCUGUGUCGAAGUUCCGCAGGUGGAUAGACAACACCAUAUUUAGCUACUACAGAAAGUGUUAAGGAUUAAACCCCAAUGUUACUUCAGAUUAAAAAAAAGGAGAGGAGACUUAAAGUUCUUAAUUUCAAUUCUUUGAUUUAAUAUGUUCUUUUUACCAUUUGUGCACAUUUAAUUAUAUGUCAUGUGUGUGUUAAAAUAAUAGUUUGGGAAUUAAGCUUACAGUAUUUGCUUUCUAGCCGAGAGAACAGAAGCUUCAUACCACUCUCAUGAGUGGUAACAAUCUUUUCAUCUCAAGUGCAUUAUUCAAAAUGUUUGAAUUAAAACGUUUUCAAGCUUGUAUAUGUAUCAUGUCUGUUGUUAAACUGUUUAAAACAUUCCAAAAGCAAAACAAGCAACCAACACCCCUCAGGUAAAAGGACAUAUUGACCACAUUUCCACAACAUCAAGAACGAGGUGCCAUAUCACUGCUUCAAUUUCUCAGUGCUCAUGGAGAACUAUUUGAGAUACUAUAAGCAAGUGCAUGCAUAAUUUAACUGGUUCUAACCUGUGCUACAACAUCAAAGAUCACAUGUUCAAUGUUCGUUCACAGGCGAUCGUCAAUAGCGACAAUAACAGCAACAGCUGUACAAUAUAAUGCAAUCCAAUACAGGAGCCCCGCAAAACACCACUUUUGUGAAGCUUGCAAUGUUUACUUUUGUAAGACUGGAACUGAAACGAUUUG